Molecule: messenger RNA, 1593 nt
Organism: Vitrella brassicaformis
Lineage: Eukaryota; Vitrellaceae
Source: the annotation of a GenBank genome assembly
CUUCUGGACCAUGCCCAGACGCACGUGUAUAGAUAUGUUCAUGAGACGCUUGUACAGGACGUCACUCACGUCACAGUCAGGCAUCACUGUGUCCAGCGCAUCCGUCAGACUGUCGCACGUAUGAGUCGACCACAAAAAUCGGCCGACAAGAACAGAACAGGACACUUCGCACCACACUCACACCGAACCAAUCGCUUGCCUGCUCAGUCACAGAGCAUUGGCGAUGGCACUCCACACCCUCCCCCCUCCUCACCCACCACGUACACAGGCUGAUACGAUGGGGCAACCGGUGACUGCAGCUCCUUAAGCGUGCUUCUCCCCUCGCGACUACCCGAGAAUCUGACUCUCUCGUACACGAACAUGGUGUACCCCCUGUCCUGCCGCUUGAACGAGAGCUCAAGCUCGUCCUCUCCCGUCACACGGAGUCGCACUGAGACCCACAAAAUGCCUGACUCAUCGGGCCUCACCCCGAGAGACGACAGCAGUGAGUUGUCCAUAAAUUCCUCAGUCAGCCACCCAUUCCCCUCAUGCACACCCGUCUCCCUCGCCUGGCUAGUGAUCGGGAGCACGCAGCACUUGCACAAGUCAGGGCCUGGUGUUGCCACAAAGGCCAGCCGCCGUUCUCCUGUCUGCCGCUCGACGUAGUAACAAAGGUGGUAGGAUGUCGAGUCAGUACUGUCCCUCUCCCGCCACGGCCCACACAGGGGCUCUCCCGAGAUGGCCAGACGCCACCGGGGGAUGGGCGAGGGCGCAGGGUACCCGAGAGGGAAGCGCGGAAUGCCGAGGACCCCGGCAUCGAUGCCGUCCUGGCCGAAGGGGACCUCCUUGUGAUUUAACCGAUCGCCCCAGCUGUUCUUGACUAACCACCUGCAAAAAAAAGGCAGGCACGCAGGCAGCAGAGUUACAGGGCCGAUAGUAGCGGAUGAGCCAGUCAUCUUCACUUACGCCCACUGGCCGUAUGGCAUCUUCUUCCAGCCGUCGAUGACAACGGCGUGCAGGCCCCGCGGUGUCGUGUGCCCACUCUGCGUGUCGUACGCGCCUUCUGGCGCGCCAGUGAAAUCAGCCGUGACCUCAAAACCUGAAUCAAAGGACGCCAAUCAACAGGUGCCAAAGUAUCCCUCAAACGUACCUGUGGACACGACGGGCCCCUUGUGCUCGAUCCAUCUGAAUAAGAAGGAUGCCCAAACAGAUCGGUCUCGUAUAUCAUCUCUUUACUUCAUCUGUACCGGCAGAUCUCCUCCACCCUCUCAUGCUCCGUGCGUCCAUGGCCAACGCGCAUAGGAGGCGCACCGGUCAGACACUCCAGUGCAUGAGCAGGGUUUCCACCAUCUUCAGCAGAGGCAACACCGCACAGACGCAUCACCCGCUCCUCAGUGCACAGAUGGGACAGUUCCCGGAGAUCCUCAGAUUGCCAGCCGCUUUGCUGUAAGGCAUAGCAUUUCCAUCCAACGGCGGGUGCGUGGAUCCAGCAUGUGCCGGCGUUUUGCUGGACGGGUUGGUCGAGGACAGCUCUCAGAACAGGCCACUUAUCUCGGCAGUCAAAGCUGACAGGGAGGUUUUCGGGAGGCCGCAGCCGCCCUGCCAUCGCCAGAU